Molecule: messenger RNA, 216 nt
Organism: Cladophialophora yegresii CBS 114405
Lineage: Eukaryota; Fungi; Ascomycota; Eurotiomycetes; Chaetothyriales; Herpotrichiellaceae
Exons: 1
Coding region: 1-216 (71 amino acids)
Source: RefSeq, a predicted model, not a curated record
AUGGACAAGAGCCAGAUCACCAGACACAGAAAGUCGUUUGAUGGUGAAGAUACCCACGAUGGGCCACGUGGCAGACGAGAUCGCAACGACGAAAACCGUCCGCUGCCUCAAUCGGACUACCCUUUCGGUGCCGGAGAACAGAGGAGGGAGAGGAAGCAAAGAAGUCUGAGUCCGUAUAGCAAGAGGUUGGCGCUGACACAGGCGAUGAACAUGUAA